AUGAGUGACAAUCACAACACUAAGUCCAAAGACGGCAAGAAGAACAAGAAGAAUAAGUUGGUGAGUAGGUUGGUAAACCACGGCUGGAGCUGGUCGGAUCACACGUCGCUCAACAGACCCAACAGCGAGGAGUUUGGCACCAACUAUGACCCCAACACCAUGACUGCCGAUGAGCGACACAUGUCUUUACCCAAUUUGGAUCAGUUGACCGACGAUGACAUCAACGUCCAGUUCGAGUCAAUGCUCGACGACAUGAAUCUGACUGAAGAGAAGAAGAACCCGUUGCGGACUCAGAGGAUUGAGACGAAGAGGACAAUGCUUAGCUCGCACUACAAGCAAAAGUUUGCGUCCAAUAGAUCCCGGUUUGUGUCGCCCAACGACUACGUGAAGUACAUCCAGGAAACGGCAGACAUCACGUCCGACAAACUCUACCGCUGUAUAGAGUCGUUGCGAAUCGAGUUGACUAACAAACCCGUCUCGUGGGUCAAGCAGUUCGGCCAAAACCAGGGCCUCCAGUGCCUGCUGUCGGUCCUCAACAACUGCUACCAGUGCCACGGCUCACGACAGGCCAACAAAGUGCAACACGAGUGCAUCAAAUGCCUGAAGGCCUUGAUGAACAACACGGCCGGCAUAAACCAAGUGUUCGACCACAAGGAGGCGCUCUCCAUACUGGCGCGCUCUCUGGAUCCGAUGCAGAUUACGGUGAUGUCCGAAGUGGCGGAACUGUUGGCGGCGCUGUGUCUCGUGAAUAAGGACGCCAUCAACGGUCACGACAAGGUGUUGGAGGCGAUGACCAUCUGCGCCGAGAACAACCACUUCGAGCACCGCUUCUCACCGAUUAUCGAAGGCAUGAAAAACGAGUCCAAUGUGUCGCUACGGCUGGCGUGUAUGCAACUCAUCAACGCCCUCAUCACCAACAACGAGGACUUCGACUUCCGGCUUCAUCUGCGCAACGAGUUCUUCAGAGAGGGUUUCUAUGAUCUGUGGGACGACACACUCCUACCGCUUAUUCAACGACACAACGACAACGACACCGAAGAGUUGGUCAACAAUAAGAGUUCCGUCUCGAAGACACCCAACGAGAAGUUGGUGGACAUGAUUCUGGUGUUCAACAACGCCAAGGACGAGGACUUCGAGGAAUUGACGCAACGCUACGAGAAUAUCCGCUUCGAGUUGGACGACAACGACGACUGUUUCGCACUCAUUAAGAACAGCGUGAAGGGCACACCCGCUGACCAGCACUUGCUCUCCAUAUUCCAGCACCUGUUGCUCAUCCGAGACGACUUGUACUCCAGGCAGUUGUUCCGCAUACUGUUCCGCACUCUCAACCACCAGUACGAUUACAUCUUCGACUGGACGAUGUUGAAGCAGAAGGCGGCCCAAUCGGCCGCCCAGUCUGGCGGCGCCUCAUCCAACCAGAACGUCAACCAAACCGGUCCCACUGGCACUCGCUAA
Molecule: messenger RNA, 1455 nt
Organism: Oppiella nova
Lineage: Eukaryota; Metazoa; Arthropoda; Arachnida; Sarcoptiformes; Oppiidae
Source: the annotation of a GenBank genome assembly